UACUGCUCGAUAAAGUGUAGUCUGACGAAAAAGAUAAGUGGUGUAAAUGGUUUUUAUCUUCUGGCUACUAAGUAUUCUAUUUCACGAAUAGAACUUAGUUCUUUCUCAUCCUUGCCGGCAGACCCGCGUCGGGAAAAAAGUGCUCGGCAUAUUAGCAGUAUGGUGCUGUCAUCUAUCUCCAAAAUAUUUGAAAUUCCAUUAGAUUUUAUUUUCUGGAUAAAAUGGAUAAUAACGUAUAUUGCAAUACGCAUUCUCAGUGCAUUCCAACGUAAAAAGUUCGACUUGUAUGACAUCGAUGCCAUUGGAGAUCCUGUAAAAUUAGGAUACAUUGUGCCCCAGCUGGAAAAGGAAAUUGAAGCCCCGUUUCCGGAAUCUCAUUUACCAGAUGCUUCAGAUGAAAUUACUUUUUAUGGAGUGAAUUCAAAAUCCGAAAGCUUCUUCGUGCGUAUAUCUCGAGGACUUAAUCAGAAAGCUGAUGCUUUUGUUCAUCUGAAAUUAGCAACUGGUAAAACAUACAGUCUAGUGGAAACAGUGGGGUACCAAGAAUCAUCUGAUGGCUACUGUCAUGCUUUUUCUUGUGGGAAACUUCGAGUACAUUAUGUUUGCCCUAUGAGAAGAUGGAGGAUAUUUUAUUGUGGAAUGUUGAAAGAAACAUCGGAAAACAAGAAUGAUUUUGAAGAAUUAGUUUUUGUAAAAUUCGCAUUGUCGUGGAAGGCAUCAUCAGAUGUAUACGAUUUGACAGUAGACACCAAUCCUCAAGAAUUCGCCAAUGCAAUAGCGAGAUCGGAUUGGGAAUUACCUCUAGUGCCACCAAUUCAAAAAUUUAAUGACGCCUUUAACUUAUAUGCUCAAACCGGAGUGAUUACUGGAACCAUUUCGGUAAAUGAUGGACCAGACUAUGAAAUUUAUUUAUUUGGAGAAAAAAUCAGAAAUCUUGGUAAAAAUGAUGCUGCCUCAGGAUGUAAAUUCACAACUAUUUUAGGAAAUUCUCCAUCAGAUGGAACACAUUUUCAUUUGUCAGAAUUUUCGAUUCCACAUACUUGCAAAAAUUUGCCUUUGGGAUUCCUUGUUGAACAAGAUGGAGAAAUACAACUCCUGAAGAAGUCAGAUAUCAGUGUUAAACCAUUUACUGCUGAAAGUUCACAAAGUUCUUUCGAAGCUCAUUUCACAUCAGAAAACAAUUAUGUAGUAUCCGGAACUGUAAAGGAGCCUAUUACUUUCAGCAAUUCUCAAGGAUGGAUCGGAUCUUUUGAAUUAUCUUCCGUUGAAUUCACUGUGAAUAAUAGAAAAGGUUUUGGUUUUAUUUUGUCAGGGGAAAUUAAAAACCAGCCUAAGAAACCGAAACCUACACUUUCGAUAGGAUUUCCGGAUAUUGUGCCACUGACAGUUCAAUUCACUGAGGAUGCAUCUCAUUUUGGCGAAAUUUCUGGUGGAAAAGGAUCCUCUCUUGGAAAACUGACAUUGCUAAGUGAGAGAGAAAAGACAUUUACUGUGCCGAAAGGAAUCGUUGUGACAACAGCUGCUUACAGCGAAUUUUUGACGCAAGAAAUUCGUGAUGGCUUAAAACAUUUAGAAAAUGUUGCUUAUGGAAAUGAAGAAGGCGAUUUGAAAGAAGUUUGCUCCAAGGUACAUGACAUUGUAAAGAAUACUUCACUACCUAAUAAAAUUCGCAGUAGAAUUAUCGAAGAUCUGAAGGAAAUAUUCGGAGAAGAAGUGAACCACCGAAAAUUUGCCAUUCGAUCGUCAGCAACAGGAGAAGAUACUACAGCCAUGUCAGCAGCCGGGCAGAUGGACACUUUUCUAGGUGUUCAAGGUCUCGAAGAAAUAUUUUUGGCUGUACGAAAAUGCUGGGCAUCUCAGUUUGGUCAUAUAGCGAUCGAAUACAAAAGACGUUACGGACAAAUUUUGAAUUGCCCAAUGGCCGUUGUCAUUCAAGAGAUGGUAGCUUGUGAUGUAUCGGGCAUUAUGUUUACAUGUGAUCCGGUCACCAAUAAUCCAUCUGUUAUCACUGUAACUGCCAAUUAUGGAUUAGGGGAGACAGUCGUCUCAGGAUCUGUGGAACCAGAUACGUUUAUCCUUCGAAGAAAAAAUAAUGAUAAUAUUCUGGAACUAGAAUCAGUCACUGUUGGAAGAAAACAACAGAAAAUUAUCAUGAAAAGUUCUGGAGGAGUUAUUACGGAAGAUAUUGAUGAGAAUUUAAGAGACAACAGCUGCUUAUCAAAAGAGAUUGUAGAAAGAUUAGGCAAAAUCGGAAUCAAAAUAGAAGAAUUUUAUAAAUCUUCUAGAGAUAUAGAGUGGGGAAUUGUAAAUGAUAGUAUAUACAUCUUACAGUCUCGUCCCGUCACAAAUGCUACGGCCGAAACAGAUGACGAAAUCAUGCAUGAAUUUGAUGCCCCUUUAAGAUGGGAAAAUGAAUUUUUUACGACAGCGAAUGUUGGAGAGGUUAUGCCAAGCGCGAUUUCACCUCUAGGGAUUGAUCUUGCAACAAAAUACUUCAACAUUGGAACGAGAAGAUUAAUGACUGGGUUCGGGUUUUCUGAUAUUCUUUUCAAGUCUAAAUACUUUUUAACUGGUAUACUUAUAUUUAACUAUCGUAUGAUGAUGAAUGCUAUAGAGAUGAUCAUUCAGCAUGGUCUUGGCACGCCAAGCUCUGACGCUUUCAUGAUGAGUGUAUAUGGCAGAAUUUUAGACGAUCCAGAUCUAAUUCUGUGCGCCAAGGAAAGAAGCGCCAUUACGAAAAUGCCAAAAUUGACUCUGAAAGUCCUGAUAGCAACUAAAUGGAAUGCAUACUUCAGCGACUUCGGUAUACAAAAAAUUAAAAAAAGGAUUGUCAAUUAUCAUCAGAAAUUUUUGAAGCAGAAAACCGCAAAAGAAACGUUUAAAGCUUUGAUUAAUUCCUGCUCUGAUUUUGAUGAGGUAUGUGAAAGACAUAUGACAUGUUCAUCUGUCUCCUCGGAAUGGAAUAUGUCUAUGUACAAUGUUUUAUCGAAGGAUGCAAAAAAUAGUUCUGAUGUCUACAGUGAUUUUUCUUUGUUUUUGGCCUCUACUUCUGAAGUAGAAAGUGCAGAUGUUCCUCAAGCCAUGCAGAGACUGGCAUCACAAAUAACAAAAGAUAUUGGCCGUGAAAAAUUUCGAUCUAUGACAAUCGAGGAAGCUGAAGAAUGGUUAAAUACGACUACUUCAUUAUCUGGAAAUAAUUUCAAGCAAUUUCUUGAAAGGCAUGGCCAUAGAUGUAUUCAAGAGACAGAUGUGCAUUCUACUACUUGGUAUAUGGAUCCCAAACCAUUGAUCAAGAUUUUACAGAAUCUUGCUGGAGUAAAUAAAGGGGCAGAAAAGAAAGAAGAAAACAUCGACGAGAUAUUUUCCAAAGUCCACAUACCUUUGAGUUUCAAGUCUAAGUUAUAUCUAAGGUUUAUUUUGCCUCAGUGUCGUAGAUUUGUCCGAGCAAGAGAAGCAUGUAAGGCAAACACCAUGAAAUGCUUCGAUUACUGGAGAAAGGCCUGUAGACGUCUUGGAAAGCAAAUGGUAUCUGAAGGGCGCAUCCCUGACGAAGAUCUGAUUUUCUUUUUCACGUUUGAUGAAAUUCAAGACCUCCUAAAUACCAGAUCACCUGCUAUCAUUUCGAAAGCCAUUCAUCGGAGGAAAGUGUUUCCAACUCUUCAAAAAUUUAAAUAUCCUGAAAUAAUGAAAGGUCUUCCAAAACCGAUAAAUUAUGAAGAUGAAUCAGCAGAUGCUUACCAAGAUGUUGCAGAUUUAGUUAUGAAAGGCACACCUGUAAGCCAAGGUAUUGCAAAAGGAUACGCUAGAGUAGCUUUGAAUAUUAAUGAAGCAAGUCACUUGAAGCCUGGCGAGAUUUUAAUAACUCACAGCACGGACAUUGGUUGGAGUCCUUAUUUUCCCAUUAUCGCUGGGGUGGUAACUGAAAUUGGUGGACUUAUUUCACAUGGAGCUGUUGUUAGUCGCGAGUAUGGUUUGCCCUGCGUCGUCGGCCUGCAAGAGGCCACGAGAAAAUUUCGCACAGGCGAUUAUGUUCUGCUGGAUGGGAAGAAAGGAGUUUUGCAAAGGUUACCAAACCCGAACAGCAAUGACAGAAACGAAGUUACAAUUUCAUAGCAAAUGUUUCCAUUUACUUAUUUAUAUACACUGUGAAAAGCUGUUUCAUUUUGAUAAUCAUUUGCCAAUUUUUAUCUAUUCUAAAAACAUCAAUUGUUGAAGAAUCGAUUUCAAAAAUUAUAUUUAUUUACUGUGUGUUUGAAAUAAAUAUAAAAUGCUCUUUAAAAGUU
Messenger RNA from Argiope bruennichi, 4283 nucleotides. RefSeq names its product putative phosphoenolpyruvate synthase. NCBI's taxonomy places the organism in Eukaryota, Metazoa, Arthropoda, Arachnida, Araneae, Araneidae. The record is from RefSeq and is a predicted model, not a curated record. The transcript has 40 exons. Gene Ontology annotation, molecular function: ATP binding; kinase activity. Bases 160 to 4113 code for a protein of 1317 amino acids. Gene Ontology annotation, biological process: phosphorylation.